Molecule: messenger RNA, 749 nt
Organism: Humulus lupulus (European hop)
Lineage: Eukaryota; Viridiplantae; Streptophyta; Magnoliopsida; Rosales; Cannabaceae
Exons: 5
Coding region: 7-444 (145 amino acids)
Source: RefSeq, a predicted model, not a curated record
GGAGGCAUGUUGUGUUGCUAUGAUCAAACAAAGUGUAAAGUGAGGAAAGGCUUUCAGGGGGUCAAGAGAAGUCUCUACCUCAGAUAUACUGUGGACUGGAUUGAUUGGACUGAUUCUAUUUUGCCUGUAAAGAUCUAUACUUUUGAUGUUACUGAUACUUGGAAUGGUUUGAACUUUGAACAUCAUUGUCAAGUGUGUAACAAGGUGAUGGGGGCCCGCGGCUUAGGUCGUGUGACAAGGAGGCUUGACUCGUGGGUCUACGGUGUGGCUCGACUCGUAGGUCUAUGGCGUGGCUUGACUCGUGGGUCUACGACAGUCUUGUACCAGAUUGAUGAUGAUGAGAAAAUCACCAUGAUUGAUUUUCCUCAAAUGGUUUCGGUAUCUCAUCGUAAUGCGCAGAUGUACUUUGACCGCGAUGUUGAAUGUGUCUUUAAGUUCUUUUGAAAGAGUAAACAGGAAUUUACUCUCCAAGAUAAAGAAUCCACAAAAUGAUACCAUUGAAGUUGGGCCGAGAGAUUUAAAGCUGACCUUUUCGUCUACCUCAGGACAACUAAAACAGAUGUACAAUUCUAAAACUGAGGUAAGUUGUUUAAUUUCAUAAAGUAACCAUGGAAAUAUUUCUUAACCCAGUAGUUACAUAUUAUAAAAUCAGGCAAGCCAACCACAAAUGGGCACUAAAAAUGGAAUGCUAACUUAAGUUUAUACCUCAGGACUUCUGAUCUGUUAUCUAAUUUCAUGCAUUUUACAGG